Messenger RNA from Suncus etruscus (white-toothed pygmy shrew), 725 nucleotides. RefSeq names its product tropomyosin alpha-3 chain-like. The record is from RefSeq and is a predicted model, not a curated record. Gene Ontology annotation, biological process: muscle contraction; actin filament organization. Gene Ontology annotation, molecular function: actin filament binding. Gene Ontology annotation, cellular component: actin filament. NCBI's taxonomy places the organism in Eukaryota, Metazoa, Chordata, Mammalia, Eulipotyphla, Soricidae.
GAAGAAAGAGAGAAAGAAGAAAGAGAGAAAGAAGAAAGAACAAAGAAAAAUGCUGAGGCUGAGUUGGCAUCCUUGAAUUGUAGAAUCCAGCUUGUUGAAGAGGAAUUGGACCAUGCUCAAGAAUGCCUGACGACUGCCUUGCAAAAGCUGGAGGAAGCUGAGAAAGCAGCUGAUGAGAGUGAAAGAGAGAUGAAGAUCAUUGAGAACCAGGUCUUAAAAGAUGAAGAAAAAAAAUGCAACUUAAGGAAUCAACUCAAAGAAGCCAAGCCCAUUGCAGAAGAAGCAGAUAGGAAGUUGGUGAUUAUUGAGGGUGAUUUGCACACAGAGGAGCAGGCUGAGCUGGCAGAGUCCCAUUGCGGAGAGAUGGAUGAGCACAUCAGACUGAUGGACCAGAGCAUGAAGUGUCUGAGUGCUGCUGAGGAAAAGUAUUCUCAAAAAGAAGAUAAAUAUGAAGAAGAGCUAAAGAUUCUUACUGAUAAACUUAAAGAGGCAGAGACCCCUGCUAAAAUUGCUGAAAGAUUGUAGGUAGCCAAGAUGGAAAAGACCAUUUAUGAUUUGAAAGAUAAACUGAAAUGCACCAAAGAGGAGCACCUGUGUAUACAAAGAAUGCUGGACCAAACUUUGCUGGACCUGAAUGAGAUGUAGAGGACCCUGAGUCCUGCCCUGACUCUGUGCCUCCCUCCAACCCUGACUCAGCCUAAGGCCAGCAUGCUGAGGCUUAACUG